AUGGCUCCGACCCUGGCCACAGCGUUUGCCAGGCGCUGGUUUAUGGCCGUGUCGGCUAUCGUUGAAAAUCUGCUCUUCUCUGCUGUUCUGCUGGGAUGGGGAUCGCUCCUCAUCAUGCUCAAGUCCGAAGGUUUCUACUCUUACCUUUGCAACGAGGAGGUUUUAGAAAACACUACCAGCUCCAAUCUGUCCCAACAUCUGGCAACAUCGCCACCUGAUGAAUACGCUGAAUAUUAUGAAAAUGACGCUGGCGUGGUCGGACUGGGCGACGGGGUGGAGAUGAGGCCUCUGCUCCCUCAGGAUGGCCUGAUGAAGAUGAACGGCUGGCUGAUCUGUAAAGAGCAGGAUGAGAUGCUGAACCUGGCCUUCACCGUCGGCUCCUUCCUGCUGUCGGCCAUCACGCUGCCGCUGGGGAUCGUGAUGGAUAAAUACGGACCUCGUAAGCUGCGACUGCUGGGCAGCACAUGCUUUGGAUUGUCCUGUCUACUCAUCGCCUACGGUGCCUAUAGUCCAAACGAACUCUCGGUCCUUAUCUUCAUCGCCCUGACUUUUAAUGGCUUCGGGGGCAUGUGCAUGACGUUUACGUCGCUCACAUUGCCUAAUAUGUUUGGGAACCUCCGCUCCACCUUCAUCGCCCUGAUGAUUGGCUCCUACGCUUCCUCCGCUGUCACCUUCCCUGGCGUUAAGGUGAUCUAUGACCUUGGCAUACCCUUCAUCACGAUCCUGGUGGUGUGGGCCGCCUGUUCUGGGGUCGUCUUCUUGAACUGCUUCUUUAACUGGCCAAUGGAACCAUUCCCAGGACCUGAAGAUAUGGACUACACUGUGAAGAUCAAGUUCAGCUGGCUUGGUUUUGACCAUAAAAUCACAGGGAAGCAGUUCUACCAACAAGUGACCACAGUGGGCCGUCGACUGAGUGUCGGGAGCAACCUGAAGCAAAAAGAUGUGCCGACUAAAGAUGGAAACAAUCUCUGCCUGUCCACCAUGGACCUGGAGAUGGACUGCAAGUCACAGGAUGAAUCCCCGUCAUUCCUGAAAACAAUCACCACUCCGAUUUUCGUGCUCAGCCUGGUGACCAUGUCCAUCACCCAGCUCCGUCUCUUGUUCUACAUGGGGGCCAUGAACAGCGUCCUGGAGUCGCUCACCGAUGGAGACCUCAACACCGUGGAAAGGAUGGAAGUUGUGAGUCUGUACUCGUCCAUCUUCGGCGUGCUGCAGCUGCUCUGCCUGAUGACCACCCCUGUAAUUGGUCAGAUCAUGGACUGGAAACUGAAGGACUGCGAUGAUGGAGAGGAGGAAAAGAAGCCCUUGAGCAAGGGUGAAACAAAGACAAAGCGCAGAGACAAAAAGACCCAGAAGGUGACCAACGCCUUGCGGGCGUUCGUGCUCACAAACGUCCUUUUGGUGGGAUUUGGCAUCACCUGCCUCAUACCCAACCUCCCCCUGCAGAUUGUGUCGUUCGUCCUCCACACUGUGGUGAGAGGGUUCAUCCACUCUGCUGUCGGUGGUCUCUACGCUGCCGUGUAUCCGUCCUCACAGUUUGGCAGUCUGACAGGCAUGCAGUCUCUGGUCAGCGCCGUGUUCGCCCUGCUGCAGCAGCCUCUCUUCUUGGCCAUGAUGGGCCCCCUUGGCGGAGAUCCAUUCUGGGUCAAUAUCGGCCUCCUCGCGCUCAGCAUGCUGGGUUUCUUGCUGCCGCUUUACCUGGUGUGCUACCGACAGACCCUCUACAAGCAGCAGAGGGAGAAAGAGGACGACGCUAAGAUCUACAUCAGGAUCAACGGCUCCGAUGUGCCCGAGGCUUUCGUCUAGAGCGGCGGAGAGCGGCGAGCGAAGAUGGAAACGUGGGCAAUUCGAUGAAACACGUCAACAAGAGCAAAAAAAAAAUAUCUGUCAAGAUGCUAACAGACUGCCUUGCCCGUCUUCCCAAAAUCUACAGUCACAGAAACUGGACCACUGGUCGGUUUGGCGAGGAGAAAGAAGAGCAAGAGAGAGGAAAGACUGUGAAAGGAGUGAGGCACCGGUCCUCUGUAUCCCCCCAAAUCCUCUAACUUCUCUUUUUUUAUUCCCUCCACUCUGAGUUGCACUUUAGUGUAGAUCCAUUCCACACAAAACUGCUUUAAAAAUUCCCCUGAUGAGCAGGAAAAUAGGAUGAAUUUCUACCUUCGGAAGCAGCAACUUUGCUACAAGUUGCCCUCACAACCAGCCUUUUCAUAAUUGAUGGCUGAUUUUAUAUGUCUAGACCUAAAAGUCAUCUGAACUGUUGAAACCUGUCUGCCUGUGGAUUUCUUUCAGCAGAUGGUGGAAAGGGAAAUGCAUUUUGAGAGAUAGGGAAAAGAAUAAUAAUGUUGAUAUUUUCUUAGGCCAGUAGAGAAAACAGUAAUGACGAAGUACAGAGUCUUAUUUUUCUGGGUUUUUGUGCCGUUAACAUGUGAUUGUAGUGCGGCUCACUGUUUCUUAGUGUUAAAUAACCAGCAGGAUUUCUGGGAGGAUGUGUUCUGCUAAAGGCAUCAUGCAAAACUGUGGCAUGUUUUACGAAAAGCAAACUGUUCGGUUUUGUUUAGAUUAUUUAUUUCUUGUUAAUGUUUUGUAUUUCACCAUUAGUGCCUUUCCAAUGCAACUUUGUCAAAGAGGUUGGUUCAGCCGAUGUUUUUACAUCGCGAUUAAAAACCAGAAUUCCCUUUACGAUUCAUGGCAACACUACUUGCACAAUGAGACUUUUUGGAACAUUU
Messenger RNA from Salarias fasciatus (jewelled blenny), 2726 nucleotides. It is a transcript of the gene slc43a2b, whose product is annotated as solute carrier family 43 member 2b. Gene Ontology annotation, molecular function: neutral L-amino acid transmembrane transporter activity; L-amino acid transmembrane transporter activity. The record is from RefSeq and is a predicted model, not a curated record. The transcript is spliced from 14 exons. NCBI's taxonomy places the organism in Eukaryota, Metazoa, Chordata, Actinopteri, Blenniiformes, Blenniidae. Bases 1 to 1806 code for a protein of 601 amino acids. Gene Ontology annotation, biological process: neutral amino acid transport; transmembrane transport.